This is a messenger RNA of Cuscuta europaea, 773 nucleotides long. The record is from the annotation of a GenBank genome assembly. Lineage: Eukaryota; Viridiplantae; Streptophyta; Magnoliopsida; Solanales; Convolvulaceae.
ACUAUGUGUAUCAUGUUUGGUUGAAUGGGGUAGAUAUGAUUAGACACAGUGUUACUUUUAUUCAACAUGACAACACAUUGACAUGCAUUUGUAAGAUGUUUUCUGAAGUUGGCAUUUUUUGUAGACACAUUUUGCGUAUAUAUAAUGUUCAUCGUGUCAAAUGUAUUCCCCAAGUUUAUAUACUCUCUAGAUGGACAAAGGUUGCCAUUCUGCCAAAUGUUAAUCUUUCUCUUACGCACGGAACCGAUAUUAUGUUUGGCAAAAUAUUGGAAGAUUCUGUUUGGAGAGUGCAAAUGACUAGGAAAUUCAACACAGUAUUGAGUGCAAGUGUUGGUUUUCCUGAAGCUAGACGAGUAUGUGAGCAAGGAUACGAGUCUAUUAAACAUUUUUUAGAUACACAAAGAGAUGCUUCUGUUGUGGAUGAAUCUGCUUCAAGGACAAUAUUGGAUCCUCCACGGUCUCGUUCUAAAGGUCAACGAAAUACCCGAAAGAGAAGUAUUGUUGAGAAACAGUGCAAAAUAGUCAAAGCUCGUCGUUCCAAAUCCCAAAAUGUUGCCUCCAAUUCAAAAGCAGUUGCUCAAUCUGUUGGCACUGUUAAUUUCAUGGUUCCACAAGGUUAUGUACUUGCUCAUCCAGUUGGAGGAAUGACGUAUUUAAUGCAUGUGCCUGGAUCUCCAUAAGUUUUUGCUCCAUACUUCAUGCAAUCCAAUGCUUUGAACCAAGAGCAGAAUUAGUUAUAGUCACACAUGUUUGAAAAAACAAAUGCUUUGAGG